Molecule: messenger RNA, 2255 nt
Organism: Marchantia polymorpha subsp. ruderalis
Lineage: Eukaryota; Viridiplantae; Streptophyta; Marchantiopsida; Marchantiales; Marchantiaceae
Source: the annotation of a GenBank genome assembly
CCGGGUGGAGCUUUUAAGUUCUCACUUCCGUUUGUCAUGUCUUCAGUUCUCUGUAUGUGAGUCAAGUCACACAGGGAGCAUCAAGAGCUCGGGAGUUAUUUCUGCUGUCCGCUGAAGUAUCUAUCGAUAGUAUGGUGCUCAAGAACAUGUUCUCGUCCUCGAGCAAUGCUACGUUUUGAACCUGCAGAAGUUGAACUCUGAUACUGAAGUCAUGCGCCGGAGCGGUGUUGUGUGAGCAGCUUUGUUCCCUUGACCUCGAGCUCACUCGUAAAUGGGUGCAUGAGCUCGAGGUUCAGUUAUCUCUGCUUCAUCUUCCUCGAUUGCUACUACUGCUGCUGCUGCAGCUACUGCCGCAACCGAACAAGCACACGCUCUUCUUUCAGGCGGGAAGCUCAUCUGUAACAAUGGCUCUGUCGGAAGUGGCAGCCAUGGGGACGUCAAUCAUAGCGGCGGCUCAGAGUGUCAAGACUCACGGAGAGAAUUGGUACAAGAUGUCGUCGGCGUGGGAGAAGUUUCCGGGCCAGGUGACGGAUCUGCGUCAAAAGCACGCGAGCCUGGUGUCCAUACUGACCAGAUCUGGGAUGGUGUUCGAAAAUGCCGAUACCACCUUGCUGGACCAGAUGAGUGUGCUGAGCCAACAGCUGGACAUGGAGGAGAACAGGUUGGAUCGCAUGUCCGGUGGCUGUCUGUCCUGUUGCUUUCCACGGCUCACAGGGUUCCCGAAUAAGAUCGGCAACGGCAUGCAAAAUGUGAUCGAUGGAUUCGACAAAAUCCUCCAACGAUUCGAUCAUUUGAGGAGUCUGUCCAUUAGAAUCAUGUCCAUGAGAAGAUCUAACUUCGACGAUCCUCAUGCCAAGCAGUAGGUCCUGCCUAAAGACCGCACAUGAGAGCUAGCUCUUCACUGACGUAGUGGUCCUUCCAUAAUCUCAGCCAACCAACAACUCCAACAACAACAACUACAACAACAAGUGCUCGAGUCGCUGGAGCACGCCCAUCAAACAACACGUGCUCAUGAUAUAUUUUUGAUCAGAAAGCUCCUACUCAGAUCUGGAUCCUACCUUCCGGGUCUCCUAUUGUAGAUUACUAUUCUACAGACUUGCAGUGUGCUAAAGCAGCUCUUACUCUGCAUUUCUGAUCUAGCCGUUUGUAGUCCAUUCUCGUGCAGGCAUUGUGGCGUGCCUGCUGAACCUGAAGAGCUUCGGUAAUGUAAUGGAUGCUGCACCCUCGCAGCUCCUACUAUCGGCACUGGGUCUUGCUUGCCCUCGAUAGAGAACUGUGAUCCAAACCUACGUGGCCGAGGAAGGGGUGGUGGGCGAGGUGCAGCCCUAGAGUUGUCCAUCUUCCUCUGGCUUUCAAUUCUUAACGAGCACAGAAAUAGCUGAAAAAUUUCCGCUCUGGAUAAUUGCACAAAGAAUCAGUUUGUUCCCUACAUUCAGUCGAAAGAGCUCUCAUGGCUGUCUUCGGCAUGAGUAGUAGUAUUUGUAGUAGUGGUGGUAGUAGCAGUAGCAGGUAUUAUCGUGAAUUGAACGUUAACAGCAUUGUCGAUAUCAAGCCCACCCUUUGGACACCGGCCUCGAUCGGUGAGGCAGUGAUUGACUGGAGUCGUCGACAAGUUCAUCACAUGAACUCUGAGGAGGUGCGCGGUGAAUGCAGGGGGGGCCUGGUUUUGUAUAAGUAGAACCGUCACCGACAUGAUGCACCAUGAGUUUCUCGAGAGCAUUGUCGAGGUUUGUCUCUAGGGAUCUUCGGAAGUGCAGCGGUAGUCAAAAUCACAUUCCUUUUUUGGAUUGACUUGUUACAAUAGGGCUAUAUGCAACAACAAAGCCCACGACGCAUAUAUCUGUGAAAAGCACGCACAGAGAGUGUUUCCUCUCGGGAACAGUUGUAUAUGACCAUAAAUGUGCAUUGAAAUCGUAACAUAAUCAACUCAUAGCCUAGAUAGCUGAAGAUUUUCAUCGAUCGGUCGGUCGGUCGGUUUCGGAUCGAUUUUCAUCUAGUACUGGUGCCGGAUCGAGAUCGGUUUCGCACGUACAGUAUUGUUUGCUUGCUUAAGCUUAAAGAGCAACUCUGUAAUCAGAGUUGUCUGUCUGUAAGUCAGUGAGUCAGUUAGUGAGUGGCCUCAGAAACCGAUGACAAUGUAAACAGCUUCGUCAGUCUCUGAGUCUCUGAGUUCUCAGCUCUGCACUCUCUCUGAUCAUGGGGCCAGAGCAAUCUUGUAUGCCGCUUGUGCAUGCGCAUGCCAAUUCCUUCGCUCU